UCCGGUUAAUCGGUAUCGGCUUUUUUGGUCCUCCAAUAAUCGGUAUCAGCAUUGAAAAAUCAUAAUCGGUUGACCUCUUUUCUCAACUCUCCAAUUCAUAAAACAUCGACUCGGGAGCACCCUAUCCUACAAUCUCUUGGAAGCAUUUAUUCUGAUGGCAACUGAAAAGGAAAUCCUUAUGGUCCUGGAUACAGAUGAUGUCAUUGACAGGGUGACAGAGAAGAACUGCUGUGACACCUGCUGACAAAAGGGUAGGGAGGGCAGAGUGACAGCAGAGGAGAACAAGAAGAGACAGGCUGACAGACUGACAACAAAGUUACAGACAGAGUGACAGAUCAGAACAAGGAGAAUCACAGACAGACAGACAACUGAGGAGAAUCACAGACAGGCUGACAGACUGUAACAGAUCAGAACAAGGUGAAUCACAGACAGAGGGACAGUGACAGCAGAGAUGCAGAGACAGACAGCACAACAGGGAUAAAACAGACUCAGAGGCCCAGUUAUAGUGAUGAGUUGUAUCUCCAGACUCCAGUGGUGUUUUAACAUGUAUUUGUUUUAAACAUGAGCUGGUUAAAAAAAGGAGGAAGACCAUGUUUCUUCACUCACUGGGACAGUAAAGGUUGGGAAUCUCUGUACUAUAGUGUACUACAGAUGUUAUAUGCUGCAGGUUAGGAGAGUUAGGUUAAGGUUAGGAAAGGCGUUGGCGGAAAAGCUCUCCUAACCUGCAACAAUAAUACCUUCCGAGUCGUAUCUGUAUCAAGUGUCAAAGACGGCAACAUUCUCUAAUAACUACAUGCCUAUUUCUGUUUCAUACUACUCAAAGUUGAUAACUAGCUUAUUCAUUUUUUCUUCAGUGAUUCAAUUCAGUAAGAUAUCAUCAUUUACUAAUUGAAAUAAUUAUAUUUACAUAUACUAAAACACAUGAAUUCAACAGGUCAGUUCAUCUCGAUACUUCAAAACUCCUAAUAACAUCACAAAUCCAGUGUGUGGGUGCUCCAGUGAGUUGGAGAGGAUUGAGGAACAAUGGCACCGUUUGAAACCUUGAUCUGGACUAUAACUAUUAUAUUUGUGCUUGAAUGCAUUGGAUGCUGUAUUGCAUGUGGUAGAGCUGAGUACAGAAUAGGGGAUGAAUGUUGUCCCAUGUGUUCACCAGGAAAUCAUGUACAUAGGCAUUGUACUGAAUUCACCAGUACCAGCUGUGUGCCCUGUGUUGAUGCUACAUUCCUUGAUGAGCCCAAUGGUCUCAUAAAAUGCAAAGUGUGUACCAACUGUGAUUCAGGUUUGGGUUUGAAGGUAAAGCAGCCAUGUACACCUUCAUCAGACACUGUCUGUGGGACACUGGAGGGGUUCUACUGUCUAGACCCAACUAAGGAUGGUUGUAGAGCAGCCCAGAGACACAGCAGCUGUAAACCUGGUCAAUACAUCAGUCACACAGGAACAACGUCUACAGAUACUGUUUGUGCUGACUGCACUGGUGAUACUUACUCAGAUGGAUCAUUAACAUCCUGCCAGCCACACACACAGUGUGAAUCCUUAGGUCUUCAAGAACUAAGACCAGGAACUCAUUUGUCCAAUUCUGAAUGUGGACCACAAUCCUCAAGAAUAGAACCUGGAAUCAUCAUUGGUGUUGUUGUGGCAUCAGUCCUAAUAGCUCCUAUUAUUAUAAUAAUAAGAAUUGUAAUUCUAAGGAAGAAAAGAAGUCCAACAACAGUGUCUUCUUCUCCAGUGACAGUAAAUGCUGUAGAGGCAUCAUCAGAUUUAGAGGAAACACCAAGCAAUGUAGUACAAUGAAACAGAAGAAAGUACAGCAUCUUGCAGGUGUUAGUUUUGUAAAUGAUUCAAGCUCUGACCGCACUCAUCAUUACAAAUGCUACCUGAGGCAUAGCCGACCACUACUAUUCUAAAUUGCGGAGACUUAGGACUACCAAGAACCCAUGUUGAGUGUGAGCAAGACCUUCGAUCGUCUAGUGGACUAUGCAGAAAUAAUCGCGUAAUUCAUCAUUGUUAAAGACUAGAGCGCUUUAUAUAAUAUGGACUGUUGUUUUUACUUUUUUCUAUAACAAUAGUUAGUCUUAUAUCCUCACAUACCCCGCUCAAUUCAAGCCCUGCUUUUAACCAUAAGACAUCUCAGUGAUUGUGUCUGUUAAACAGGUGAACUUGUGGUAAACUGGGAACUCUGGGGAAAGGACAAGGACAACACUAAAAGGCCACUGAACCCAGACGUGGUGCCUGCACGAUACACUGAACCCACACAUGGCACCUGCAUGAUACACUGAACCCACAAGUGUUGCCUGCACGAUACACUGAACCCACACGUGGCGCCUGUACGAUACACUGAACCCACACGUGGCGCCUGCAUGAUACAACAUUAGAAUACAAGUAGUACUAAUCAUUAAGGUGGUUGUCAGCAUGACUUUCAACUGCACAAUAUGCAUGAAUUCAAAAACGUUCUGCUGAGUUUGCCCUAGAAAAUGUAGCCUCGAUAGUAUCACUUCUUUAUGUCCCUUGUGAAUCCGGUUCUACUACCAGCAAGUAAAUACACUUCUCCCACAGUUCUGAGGGAAAGACAUUCACCCAAAAGCACCUUUUUACUGAAUUACCUUAGACAUAAAAUUUACAAUUAAUAGUCUUUUAACAUCCCCCACAAACCAAAUAGUUGUAACCUACAACUAGAUGCGAACUCAUCGAACUGAACAAAUCGAACUGAACAAAUAAAAGAGCAAUGGACUUUUAAAAACGUCCCUAACAUUCCCUGUAUACAAUUGUACAUGUUGGUUUCCUUCCUCAUUAAACCCCUUUCUUUCUUUUUUCUAUCUCUACAAUUAAUGGACAAAUGGAUUUAUUUAAAUUAAUCUAACACCAAUACAACUAUUUUCAGUUUAGCAGUAUUAUCAUGAUGAAUUUGUCAGACUACUCAGACAGAUGGUAAACAGAAUGUAAAUCUAAACCUGCAAACCUUGGCUACUUUCAAUUCUCUGCCUGUUUCAUAAAAAAAACUGCAAAAAUACUGCAGGGACUUUCCUAGUCAUAUAACACAUGCAGAACCUGCUCCACCUGUCUCACCAUGCCUUACUGCCCUCCUGAUCUAACAGAACUGGACAGGGGAAAACAAAUACCAUGAUGCUUUCUCCUGUUCAGAUCAAUGACAAUGAAAGAAAGGAGAUAGAGGAAGCCACUGUAGACUAUUGAGAUGCACCCCUACAGUAGGCUGUGGCUGCCUUGUUAUCAGUCUUGUGUUUCUCUCCCUCAGGAAUGGCAGACCAAGGAGCUGCUCUCACUUGUGACUCCACUGUCUGAUGAAGAAACAAAGCCGCUUGAUGACAAUGGAUCCUCCUAAAGAGGUCAAAGGGCAGACAAAUCUCUCAGGCAGUAACAUCCCAGUCUGCUUCAGUGGCCCAGAAAUCAGGAGCAAACCCAGACUCAGAGAUGGAUAGUGAUGAUUCGCUCACCCCCUGCCAUGUCAGCUGACCAGGAAUGAGGCAAGCCGCCUCGUUACUCCCGAGACUGUCUGGAGGCCUUCCUCUCCUCUGAGGACCCAGCGAGGGUGGAGCACAGUGAGACACUUCAACAGCCAGAGAGGGGCAGUCAAGAAAUGGAACAGCAAGGCCACAGAACAUGGCAUACGUAGAGCUGUGGGAGACCACCUGAAGCAUUCCCCUGGUAGAGCCAGAGGAUGGUGUUUACCACACCAACACCAAACACCUUCAACAGGCUUGAAACGUGGGAUUGAUCUGUUUGAUCCAUUUUAUUUGUUUCAGUUUUCAUUAGUUGAAUCCUUUGACUUAUUAAUGAUAAAAAAUAAAUGUUUUUAACAAAAAUGCACUGGAUUGGUUCAAAGGUGAUACUAAACAUCCAUCAUUUUGACACAGAGGAAGAUAUGCUAAAUUUAUACUGUUUUUGAAUCUAAGAUGGACCAAAAUAUAUGUUCCUUUUGCACAUUUCUGUUCAUUAGUUUUGCAAGAAUGUUGAUUGGUCGGUCAUUGGGUUGAUUAGUAUAGCAAUAUGUUGAUGCCAUUGAUUAAAAGAGUAAGAAUAUGAUGCAAUAUUCGACACUUGUUUUACUUCAGUUGGUUGCAUAAAUAAUGACGAUUACUACAUGUUAUAUGAAAUAUCAAAAUGGAAUUGUUCAAAUGUAAUGGAAAAAAUUUACUUAAUGUUAAGGUAUGGAAUAAUACAUGUAUCCUUUUUCACGAUGGAUGUUUGAAAUAUGAGCAGAUGAUGAUUUGAGUCAGUCUUCUUCAUUAGUGGAAUAAAGACAAUUAGCACUAAUGUUGUACAGAAAUACUGUGUGUAAAUACUGGAGUGAUGUGGGAUGUUAAUAAAAUGUCCAUAGACCAA
Messenger RNA from Oncorhynchus kisutch (coho salmon), 4338 nucleotides. Its product is annotated as tumor necrosis factor receptor superfamily member 14-like. The record is from RefSeq and is a predicted model, not a curated record. Lineage: Eukaryota; Metazoa; Chordata; Actinopteri; Salmoniformes; Salmonidae. Gene Ontology annotation, molecular function: protein binding; transmembrane signaling receptor activity. The coding region runs from base 1024 to 1791 and encodes 255 amino acids. The transcript has 12 exons. Gene Ontology annotation, cellular component: membrane; external side of plasma membrane. Gene Ontology annotation, biological process: immune response; signal transduction; positive regulation of peptidyl-tyrosine phosphorylation.